AUGGCUUUAAACCUCGCGCUUAAUGCGUCUUCAGGCAGGAUUUGGAACACAAAAACUCAGACUUCAUCAUCAGGUCUCAAAGUUUUGAUCGAUUUUUCAAUUACAAAGCCCCGCGCUCUCGCAAAGCAAUCUACCUUCAAUAUUUCAGGCGACAUUGCUCUUAUCGGAGAUUCAAAAGGAACUAUAACACUCUUUAACUUUUCCCAAAACUGAUUUUCCACUAUAAUAAGAGGCUGCGUUUCUCCAACCAGUCUCGCUAUAAUUCCAGGACAGCCUGAUGAAAUUGCAGUAGGGAUGUCAACAAAAAACAUAGAAAUUUAUCAGUUAACAGGAAGAUUAGUAAGCAGUCUCAGAGGCCAUCGCGGGCCUGUUAUCGGAAUCAGUGUAAAUUCAGUCAAAAAGCUGCUACUUUCUAUAAGCUCAGAUAGCUGCAUUAUAUGGAAUGUGGAAACAUGGACAAGGGUAAGAUCACUGUAUGCACAGGCGGCUGCUUUUAUAGCAGGAAAAUUUGCCCCAAAUAUGCAGUCAAUAUUGACGUGCUUUGUAGAUGGGAUAAUUUUUGAAUGAAGCUUAAACAGUUAUGAACUUGUGAGGAAGUUUAUUAUGAAUGAAAAUGAGCCACUUGGGUUUACGUUUUCAAGCGACUAUGAAUUGGUUAUUGGGGUUGGGAAAUCUGGGAAUUUGCACGUGUGGAAGUCUGAAAAUCCAGAACAAGAAAGCUGGGCGUUAAAGCUUCCAGCAGAGCUGAGAGGGAUUGUGAAACUAGAUUGGCUGAGAGGAGACAUCAUUGCAUGCAUUGGAGGAAACGGACAAUUUUAUUUGAUUAAUGUGAAAACCAGCAAAAUUGAAACGAAAAUUGAAAAUAUUGAUGCAAUGGUUAAUUUUGAGACUAGUGGAAAUGGACUUUUGUCAGGAGUCUUACUCCCCCCCUCCGUGAGUGAACAAAACCAUUAGAAAAAUCCCUAUUUUUUGCCCAAAAACCCACCCUUCGUGAGUGAACAAAAAUUUUUUUUAAUACAAAAAUUUUUAUGAAAAAAAAAAAUUUUGAUAUAUAAAUGAUAAUUAUUAUAAUGAAAUCUAGAGCUAAUUCUGUUUAAUUUUAAACGAAUUGCUUUUUAAAACAUAAAUUUUAUAAAUUAAAUUAAUAUUUGCUUUCCAAUUUUUGCGAAUUAGGAUUUUUUUAAAUUUCGAAAAAAAAUAUAUUUUUUAGAAAAUUUAUAUAUAAAUUUUUUUUAAAAAAAAAAAAAAUUUAACCCCCCUCCGUGAGUGAACAAAAUUUUUUUGUUCACUCACGGAGGGGGGGGGAGUUAGCAAAUGGGAAUGUAGUGAUUUACGAUAUAAACGUUUUGCUGGCAAGUAGCCAAUCUCAAACAAAAAAGAGACUUGAUAUCGGAAUUUCCCCUAAUCUUGCCAAAAGCUCUGAUAAAAAAGAUAAUCAAGAUGCCCAAGAUAUAAAACCUUUAAUCGCCCUAAAGCCCGCAAAUGAAGUCACAUUUAAACUUCCUGCAUUAAAAAAAAUGCUAUCUCAAUAUGGAGAAUUCCCAGAAAAGCAUAGAAUCGCUAUAUGAAGCAACCUAUUAAACUUGCCAUCGAAUUCAAACGAGUUUGAAAGACUAAAAAGCAGAGGUCUACAUCCUUCUCAAUCUAGUUUAGAAAAAAGGUUUCCACUAAAAGAAAAAAGCCUUAUUAGUCCUUUAUCAGUUGUAAUGAGCGCUCUUUCAUAUUGGUGUCCUGCUUUAGGCGAAGCAGAUUUUAUGCCUUCAAUAGUAUUUCCAUUUUUAAAGCUUUCCAAUGGAGAUCCAUUAAUAACCUUUGAAAUCACUGUUUCUCUUAUUUUAUACUGGUUUCAGCAUUGGUUUGAAAACUUUCCUGAGCCACCAAUAAAGUAUUUAGUUGCAAUCGAAGACGUGAUUAAAAAAAAUGAUAUCAAAUUAUUCGAGCAUAUCAGAAAUUUAGGAGUUAAUUGCAGCAGCUAUAUUUGGCCUGUGCUUAAAAAUGUGUUUACUGAAGUCAUGACUAGAGAGGAGUUUAUAUCUCUAAUGGAUCAUAUUUUUUGUGAAAAAUCCAAGCCAGACCUCCUUAUUUUUAUUGCUGCAGAGUAUUUCAUGUACUUCCGGCCUACAAUUAUGACUAUAAAUUCUAAUGAAGAUUUUAAUUAUUUUCUGCAUCGCCAAAAUCCUAUAAAUAUACAAAAGCUCGUAAAAGGUGCUUUGAGGCUGUAUGAUAAUAGGGAAAAUAUAAUAAUCCCGAAUUUUGAAGUUAGGAUUCCAUUGCCAAUCGGAGAGUAUCCAUUAUUCACUAACUAUCCUGACUUUUCUGUCCAAUAUAAAGCUCAGGUAAGAGAAAGGCUUUUAUUAGAAGAGAAUGAGCUACUUCAAAAGAAUGAACAUAUUGAAAGAAUCAACGAAAGACUAACCAUGCUGGAAGAGCAAGAGUCUCAAUUUAGAAAAGAACAGGAAGCUUUACUUCUUGCAGAAUAUGAAAGAAGAAAAGCUGCAGCUAUUGAAGACCAGGUUAGGAUGCAAGAAAAGCUUAAAUUAGAUAGAGAAAUCAGAGAAAAAAGGCUCAAUCAAAUUAAAAAAAUUGAGAAUACAGUUGAAAGUUCAUUAAGUCACCAAGAGCAGAUCAGAAAGCAAGAAUUAAGAAGACUUGAAGAAGAAAUUGCCCGAAAGCAAGAAGAAGAUCGAUAUUACAUGCAAAACCGUACUGAAGAAGAAGCCUUGAGUCUUCUUGAAUUUAAAGCGACUCAAAGGCUACUAGAAUUGAUGAGAGUUAGAGCUGGCGAAGAGUCUAUGAGAAAGCUUAGACUUGAUACAGAAAAUUGGGAGCGUGAGCAAGAAAUGAAAGACAGGCUGACUCAGAAUAAAUGGCAUAUUGAUGAUGAAGAGCGUAGGCUAAAACUAGAAAUUAUGCGUGAAAAUAAACAAAAAGAACUUCAAACCUUAUCAGACUAUAAUGAUAGGCGAAGAGUCGAAAUUCAGCAGCACAUUACAAUUCUUGAAAAGGAGCUAAAAGGGCAGGAUAUUGAAAGGGAAAGAAGGAUUAGACAAGUUUCAGAAGAAGAAUUGUUGAGACAUGAAGAUCAAAUACAAUCGAUGAAGAGAAAACAAGAAUUGCUAGCUCUCCCCCUCCGUGAGCAAACAAAAAUUUUAUUUUGUUAUAUAUGUGAUAAUUAUUAUAAAGAAAUCUCUCUUGCUAAUUUUGUUGAAUUUUAAACAACUUGUAUUUUAAAUCAUAAAUUUUAAAUAUUUACUUUAAAAUUAUUCAAAUAAAAAAUUCUAUAAAAUUUAUAUAUAAAUUUUUAAAAAUAAUUAACCUCUCCGUAAGAGAAAUUUUUUAUUCGCUCACGGAGAGGGAGUAAGAGAACAUGAAGAAAAAUAUUUCGAAAAUUUAUUAAAUGAAGAAAAAGAAUAUGCGCAGAGGAAAACUGAUGAAAGGCUAAGAGUUUUGGAAGAAGAAAAAGAAAAGCAAAAAUACGAAAUGCAGAGGAACAGAAAAGAAAUUGAAGACUUAGAAAAAGAGCUAGAAAGAAAAAUAUUAAAUGAUAAAGUCAACGAAAUGAGGCAUAUGACUGAAAUAAAAGGAAUUGAAGAAGAAAAGCAGCUACAAGAAAUGCUACUGAAAAUAGAAGAAGAAAGAAGAAUGCAACGGCAGUUACAGCAGGAUUUGGAAUUUAAAGAAAAAGAAAUCAAAGAAAGGGCAGCAUUCCAAAAAGCGCUAACUCCCCCCCCCCCCUCCGUGAGCGAACAAAACCAUUAGAAAAAUCGCCAUUUUUUGACCAAAAACCCACCCUCCGUGAGUGAACAAAAAUUUUUUUAAUAGAAAAAAUUUUAAUGGAAAAAAAUUUUGAUAUAUAAGUGAUAAUUAGUAUAAUGAAAUCUAGAGCUAAUUCUGUUUAAUUUUAAACAAAUUGCGUUUUAAAACAUAAAUUUUGCAAAUUAAAUUAAUAUUUGCUUCCCAAUUUUUGCAAAUUAGGAUUUUUUUAAAUUUCGAAAAAAAUAUUUUUUAUAAAAUUUAUAUAUAAAAUUUUUUUUUAAAAAAAAAAAUUAACCCCCCUCCGUGAGCGAACAAAAAUUUUUUUGUUCGCUCACGGAGGGGGGGGGGGGAGUAAGAGGGAAUGAAGAAAGGGCUCUACAAGACCAAAGAGAGUCUUUUAAUCAGCUACGGUUGCAAUUGAAUAAAGAAAGCGAAGAAAUUUCAGCUGCUAGAGAAAGAGCACAUAGGCUCAAAAUGGACACCAUUAUAAAGCAAAGAGAGCAAGAACUAAAAGAAAUUGAAAAAAGAAGCUCAAGAGGGUUUGACUCCAGAGGAUUUGAGCCUAAUUUUGAGGCGAGAAAAACCGAACUUAGAGGAGGGUAUGAGCCAAGAGAAGAAGGUUUUAGAAACUUAGAAACAAGACAUAUUGAAUCAAGAAGCUAUGAUCCAAGGAUGGAAGAGCCAAGACAGUUUGAAUCCCGGCAAGCCGAAGCAAGGGACUAUGAGCCACACAUAGAGGAUCAAAGACAAAGAGCUUAUGAGCCAAUCUACGAAGAACCAAGAGCAAGAGUUUAUGAACCCCGGCUAGAAGAGCCGAGAACAAGAGGUUAUGAGCCUCGCUUAGAAGAGCCAAGAAUAAGAGGUUAUGAGCCUCGCUUAGAAGAGCCAAGGACAAGGGCUUAUGAGCCAAUAUACGAAGAGCAGCUUAGGAAGUCUGAAGACUUUGAGCAGCCUAUUGAUGAAGAUAAAGAAAUUGAUUCAAGACAGGUUGCAUUAAGAGCUUAUGACCAUAGACAAUUCGAGUCAAGAGCUGAUGACAGAUUCCCAACUUAUAAGUCUGAACAAGAUAUUAGAAGGUCUUAUCAAGAUUCCCCAAAAUGGGAAGAGAGCUCUGAUAGGUCCUGGGAGAGCAGAUCAAGCUCACAAGUCUCACAAGAUAGUCAUUGCCCGUCCUGUGACUGCUCGCAUAGUUCCAGAUCAAGCGGAUGCUCUUGCGAAUGCAUGAGUGAGAAUAGUGAAGCUUCUAUAGCGAACUCAAGGGAUCAGAUCGAUUCCAGCUCAAGUAUUUCUGAAAGCGGCUCAGAUUUUUCGGGCUCUGACGCCCCUCAUGGCAGGCAUACUCAUAUAUAA
Messenger RNA from Blepharisma stoltei, 5106 nucleotides. NCBI's taxonomy places the organism in Eukaryota, Ciliophora, Heterotrichea, Heterotrichida, Blepharismidae. The record is from the annotation of a GenBank genome assembly.